GCUGCAGUAACACAGGAACACUAUUACAACAGCAGCAGUACCACUAUAAUACCACUACAGCAGCAGCAGCAGCAGUUGGAGUGGAACACUACAGCAGGAUACACAUCAUCCAUCACACACAACUACAGUGAAGGAUUAAACAAUGCAGAAAUUUCUCCUGCUAAAGUGUGAUGAAGAAUUCCAGACAUGACAGCAUAUAUUGGUCUACUGUGUCUUCUACAUUUACUGAUCACCUUUGUACUGUCCAUAGAUAUUACAUACCAUGUCAAGGAAGAAGGCAGACCUCACACCUAUAUAGGAGACAUUGCUGCUGACUCCAACUUAUCACACCCUCUCACACAUCAACAACACACUCCCAUUACAUUUACACAACUACAAAGGACAGUCGAGAGUGGUUCUCACUUAUUUAAUGUCACCAACUCAGGAACACUAUACACUACUCAAACACUGGAUGCUGAGUCUCUGUGUACAUACAACAAGGAAUGUUCCAGAAUAGUUAAAGUAGCAGUGAGGAAAGGAAAAACGUUUAUGAAAAUACUUAAAAUUAAAAUAUUCAUAGAAGAUGUCAAUGACCAUUCACCAAAAUUUCCAAAGAAUGAAAUUCCAAUUCAAUUUUUGGAGAGAGACCUUAAAGGUACUAAAAUUCCUCUUCCAAAUGCCAUUGAUGAAGAUAUUUCAAUAAAGAAUUCUCAAAUUACUUAUAUGAUCAAGAAAAGUAAAAGAGAACCAUUUUCUCUCUCAAUCAAAAAAAGACAUGAUGGUGUCUCCAUACCUGAAUUAAUAUUGGAAGAUAAAUUAGACAGGGAACUCAAAGACAAAUAUAUAUUGACCUUGGAAGCUAAAGAUGGAGGGUACCCUCCCAAAACAGCUACACUCAAGGUACACAUAUCUGUGACAGAUGUCAAUGAUAACACACCUGUAUUUUCACAGAAACUCUACAACAUCUCUAUAAAUAAUUCACAUCAAAGACAUUUACCAAUUCUUACUUUAAAAGCCUCAGAUCAAGAUUCUGGAGACAAUGGAAAGAUUUCUUACCAUUUCAACCAUAAAACAUCUCGAAAUAUCCAGAAAUAUUUUGUAUUGAAUAAGGAAACUGGAGAUUUAUUUUUACAUGAUAAUUUUCAGUUUAGUAAAAAGCAAUCAUAUAAAUUAUUUAUUGAAGCACAGGAUGAAGGGAGUCCACCCUUAAGUUCUGUAACCAAAGUUCAGAUUCACAUUAUUAAUAACCAGAAUAGUGCUCCAUUGAUUAACAUAGAUUUUGUAUCUCCUUUAUCAGAGAGCUCAGCAGCAGUUUCAGAAGACAGUGAAGUAGAUAGUUUUAUAGCUUAUGUUAUGGUCACUGACACUGAUAGUGGACCUAAUGGUGAGGUUAUCUGUGAUUUAAAACAUGAUAAGUUUAAACUUGCCAAAAUAGAUUCUAAAGAAUAUAAAAUGAUUGUUAAGGGCCAUCUUGACAGAGAAAUAAGGGACCACUAUAAAGUAUCUAUUGUGUGUCAUGACAUGGGGUCACCUCAACUAGAAAGUAAAAAAUAUUUCUCUGUCAAAGUAACUGAUGUCAAUGAUGUAGAACCACAUUUUACCAAAGAGACAUUCCAAUUCCUCACCUAUGAAAACCAGAAAGUUGACUUCCCUAUUGGCUUCAUCAAUGCUACAGACCCUGAUCUUGGAGAUGGAGGCCAACUUACAUAUUCUAUCAUCAAUGAUAACAACAAUGAUAAUAUUCCUUUCCAACUGACAAAAUAUGGAUUCAUUUCUACAUCACAACCAAUAGAUCGAGAAAUGAAAGACAUCUAUAAGUUCCAGGUUUUAGUGAAAGAUAAUGGAACACCUUCUCUCAAUGACACUGCCAAUAUUGUUAUUGAGAUUCUAGAUAAAAAUGAUAAUGCUCCGUAUUUUACGUUUCCUAAUAAUGACCCUUACAAUCUCGAUGUCCACUACCAUCCACACAGUAAGAAGGACAUCACAAUUCUGAGAGCAUCUGACAAAGACACUGGAAACAAUGCUUUCCUCACAUAUGGAAUACUGAGAUCCAAUGAUAAAAACCUGUUUACAGUGAACUCACACACUGGUGUGUUAUCUUUCUCUCGCACAGUUUACCAAAAUGAUGCAGGAACAUAUGAGCUGCAGUUUAUAGUGAAAGACGGUGGUACUCCAGUUCAAUCAGCAACAACUGCUAUCAUACUAACACUGUUUGUUAGUAAUGAUACAUCUCCAAUGUUGACUGCUGUGCCAUUCCAGUCUGGUCACGACCUGAAUAUGACUUGGGUAAUUAUCAUUGUAGCAGCAGCUGUAAUACUAUCUGUGGCUAUUGUAGUGUCCAUAACACUGUGUGUUUUCAGAUGUAUUAAUCACACAAAUAACUCACCCACAACAGCAGAGAAUCCCAACUUUCUCUCUCAGACUGAGAUGAGACAAUUACUGUAUCAGACUAACAAUCCUGUUGCAAUAACGAGAAAUGCAGAAGAGAUAUUUAACCGAAAUCUUCAGACAAUAAAAUCUAAAAGUCAGUUUUUUCUGGAGAUGGAACAGACACCAGAUGAGUGGAAAUUCUCAACAACACAAAGGAGACUUCCACCUGUGCCUCAGAGAUGUGAUUCAAUCCAUAGUCAAGAACGUCGUACCAGUUCCAUCAUGUCUUACAACAGUGACACCUUAACAUCCCAAAAGGACAGAGAAGCUAGCAAGAGUAAUGGCAAGACUAAACCAUAUGAUGAGAUACCUGCAGAACCAGAAUAUACCAAUGACAAUCCACAACUGUCACACUAUUAUAUCAGCAGUUACACAGGAACAGCAGCAGCAGCUGCAGUAACACAGGAACACUACUACAACAGCAGCAGUACCACUAUAAUACCACUACAGCAGCAGCAGCAGUUGGAGUGGAACACUACAGCAGGAUACACAUCAUCCAUCACACACAACUACAGUGAAGGAUUAAACAAUGCAGAUAUUACAUACCAUGUCAAGGAAGAAGGCAGACCUCACACCUAUAUAGGAGACAUUGCUGUUGACUCCAACUUAUCACACCCUCUCACACAUCAACAACACACUCUCAUUACAUUUACACAACUACAAAGGACAGUCGAGAGUGGUUCUCACUUAUUUAAUGUCACCAACUCAGGAAAACUCUACACUACUCAAACACUGGAUGCUGAGUCUCUGUGUACAUACAACAAGGAAUGUUCCAGAAUAGUUAAAGUAGCAGUGAGGAAAGGAAAAACUUUUAUGAAGAUUCUAAAGAUAAAAAUAUUCAUAGAAGAUGUCAAUGACCAUUCACCAGAAUUUCCAAAGAAUGAAGUUAAAAUUGAAUUUCUUGAAAGAGAUAGAAAAGGAGAUAAAAUCCCACUUCUAAAUGCUAUAGAUCAAGAUAUUUCAAUAAAGAAUUCUCAAAUUACUUAUAUGAUCAAGAAAAGUAAAAGAGAACCAUUUUCUCUCUCAAUCAAAAUAAGACAUGAUGGUGUCUCCAUACCUGAAUUAAUAUUGGAAGAUAAAUUGGACAGGGAACUCAAAGACAAAUAUAUAUUGACCUUGGAAGCUAAAGAUGGAGGGAACCCUCCCAAAACAGCUACACUCAAGGUACAUGUAUCUGUUAUAGAUGUCAAUGAUAACACACCUGUAUUUUCUCAGAAACUCUACAACAUCUCUAAUAGUGCUCCAUUGAUAAAUAUAGAUUUUGUAUCUCCUUUAUCAGAGAGUUCCACAGCAGUUUCAGAAGACAGUGAAGUAGAUAGUUUUAUAGCUUAUGUUAUGGUCACUGACAAUGAUAGUGGACCUAAUGAUUCUAAAGAAUAUAAAAUGAUUGUUAAGGGCCCUCUUGACAGAGAAAUAAGGGACCACUAUAAAGCAUCUAUUGUGUGUCAUGACAUGGGGUCACCUCAACUAGAAAGUAAAAAAUAUUUCUCAGUCAAAGUAACUGAUGUCAAUGAUGUAGAACCACAUUUCACCAAAGAGACAUUCCAAUUCCUCACCUAUGAAAACCAGAAAGUUGACUUCCCUAUUGGCUUCAUCAAUGCUACAGACCCUGAUCUUGGAGAUGGAGGCCAACUUACAUAUUCUAUCAUCAAUGAUAACAACAAUAACAUUCCUUUCCAACUGACAAAAUAUGGAUUUAUUUCUACAUCACAAUCAAUAGAUCGAGAAAUGAAAGACAUCUAUAAGUUCAAGGUUUUAGUGAAAGAUAAUGGAACACCUUCUCUCAAUGACACUGCCAAUAUUGUUAUUGAGAUUCUAGAUAAAAAUGAUAAUGCUCCGUAUUUUACGUUUCCUAAUAAUGACCCUUACAAUCUAGAUGUCCACUACCAUCCACACAUGAACUCACACACUGGUGUGUUAUCUUUCUCUCGCACAGUUUACCAAAAUGAUGCAGGAACAUAUGAGCUGCAGUUUAUAGUGAAAGACGGUGGUACUCCAGUUCAAUCAGCAACAACUGCUAUCAUACUAACACUGUUUGUUAGUAAUGAUACAUCUCCAAUGUUGACUGCUGUGCCAUUCCAGUCUGGUCACGACUUGAAUAUGACUUGGACUGAGAUGAGACAAUUACUGUAUCAGACUAACAAUCCUGUUGCAAUAACGAGAAAUGCAGAAGAGAUAUUUAACCGAAAUCUUCAGACAAUAAAAUCUAAAAGUCAGUUUUUUCUGGAGAUGGAACAGACACCAGAUGAGUGGAAAUUCUCAACAACACAAAGGAGACUUCCACCUGUGCCUCAGAGAUGUGAUUCAAUCCAUAGUCAAGAACGUCGUACCAGUUCCAUCAUGUCUUACAACAGUGACACCUUAACAUCCCAAAAGGACAGAGAAGCUAGCAAGAGUAAUGGCAAGACUAAACCAUAUGAUGAGAUACCUGCAGAACCAGAAUAUACCAAUGACAAUCCUGUUGCAGCCACAAUACUAAAGGGACAACAAAUACAAGAUACCUAUCUACAGCCAACAUAUGAAAGACAGGAUAUUACAUACCAUGUCAAGGAAGAAGACAGACCUCACACCUAUAUAGGGGACAUUGCUGUUGACUCCAACUUAUCACACCCUCUCACACAUCAACAACACACUCUCAUUACAUUUACACAACUACAAAGGACAGUCGAGAGUGGUUCUCACUUAUUUAAUGUCACCAACUCAGGAAAACUAUAUACUACUCAAACACUGGAUGCUGAGUCUCUGUGUACAUACAACAAGGAAUGUUCCAGAAUAGUUAAAGUAGCAGUGAGGAAAGGAAAAACUUUUAUGAAAAUUCUUAAAAUAAAAAUAUUGAUACAGGAUAUCAAUGACCAUUCACCAGAAUUUCCACAGAAUGAAGUUGAAAUUGAAUUUCUAGAAAGAGAUACUAAAGGAGAUAAAAUAACCCUUCCAAAUGCCAUUGAUGAAGAUAUUUCAACAAAGAAUUCCCAAAUUACAUAUAUGAUAAACAAAAGUAGGAGAGAACCAUUUUCUCUCUCUGUCACAAAACAGGAUGGUAUUUUCAUACCUACUCUGACUUUGCAAGAAAAAUUAGACAGGGAAGUACAAGACUCAUAUAUGUUAACCCUGGAAGCUAAAGAUGGAGGGAACCCUCCCAAAACAGCUACACUCAAGGUACACAUAUCUGUUAUAGAUGUCAAUGAUAAUACACCUGUAUUUUCUCAGAAACACUACAACAUCUCUGUAAGUAAUUCACAUCAAAGACAUUUACCAAUUCUUACUUUAAAAGCCACAGAUAAAGAUUCUGGAGACAAUGGAAAGAUUUCUUACCAUUUCAACCAUAAAACAUCUCGAAAUGUCCAGAAAUAUUUUGUAAUAAAUAAGAACACCGGAGAUUUAUUUUUACAUGACAAUUUUCAUUUUAGUAAAAAGCAGUCUUAUAAGUUAUUUAUAGAAGCUAGAGAUGGAGGAAAUCCACCUUUAAAAUCAGUCACAAAAGUCCAGAUUUACCUUAUUAAUAACCAAAAUACUGCUCCAUUGAUAAACAUAGAUUUCGUAUCUCCUUUAUCAGAGAGUUCAGCAGCAGUUUCUGAAGACAGUGAAGUAGAUAGUUUUAUAGCUUAUGUUAUGGUCACUGACAAUGAUAGUGGACCUAAUGGUGAGGUUAUCUGUGAUUUAAAACAUGAUAAAUUUAAACUUGCCAAAAUAGAUUCUAAAGAAUAUAAAAUGAUUGUUAAGGGCCCUCUUGACAGAGAAAUAAGGGACCACUAUAAAGUAUCUAUUGUGUGUCAUGACAUGGGGUCACCUCAACUAGAAGGUAAAAAAUAUUUCUCUGUCAAAGUAACUGAUGUCAAUGAUGUAGAACCACAUUUCACCAAAGAGACAUUCCAAUUCCUCACCUAUGAAAACCAGAAAGUUGACUUCCCUAUUGGCUUCAUCAAUGCUACAGACCCUGAUCUUGGAGAUGGAGGCCAACUUACAUAUUCUAUCAUCAAUGAUAACAACAAUGAUAACAUUCCUUUCCAACUGACCAAAUAUGGAUUUAUUUCUACAUCACAACCAAUAGAUCGAGAAAUGAAAGACAUCUAUAAGUUCAAGGUUUUAGUGAAAGAUAAUGGAACACCUUCUCUCAAUGACACUGCCAAUAUUGUUAUUGAGAUUCUAGAUAAAAAUGAUAAUGCUCCGUAUUUUACGUUUCCUAAUAAUGACCCUUACAAUCUCGAUGUCCACUACCAUCCACACAGUAAGAAGGACAUCACAAUUCUGAGAGCAUCUGACAAAGACACUGGAAACAAUGCUUUCCUCACAUAUGGAAUACUGAGAUCCAAUGAUAAAAACCUGUUUACUGUGAACUCACACACUGGUGUGUUAUCUUUCUCUCGCACAGUUUACCAAAAUGAUGCAGGAACAUAUGAGCUGCAGUUAUAUAAUGAUACAUCUCCAAUGUUGACUGCUGUGCCAUUCCAGUCUGGUCACGACCUGAAUAUGACUUGGGUAAUUAUCAUUGUAGCAGCAGCUGUAAUACUAUCUGUGGCUAUUGUAGUGUCAAUAACACUGUGUGUUUUCAGAUGUAUUAAUCACACAAAUAACUCACCCACAACAGCAGAGAAUCCCAACUUUCUCUCUCAGACUGAGAUGAGACAAUUACUGUAUCAGACUAACAAUCCUGUUGCAAUAACGAGAAAUGCAGAAGAGAUAUUUAACCGAAAUCUUCAGACAAUAAAAUCUAAAAGUCAGUUUUUUCUGGAGAUGGAACAGACACCAGAUGAGUGGAAAUUCUCAACAACACAAAGGAGACUUCCACCUGUGCCUCAGAGAUGUGAUUCAAUCCAUAGUCAAGAACGUCGCACCAGUUCCAUCAUGUCUUACAACAGUGACACCUUAACAUCCCGAAAGGACAUAGAAGCUAGCAAGAGUAAUGGCAAGACUAAACCAUAUGAUGAGAUACCUGCAGAACCAGAAUAUACCAAUGACAAUCCAGUUGCAGCCACAAUACUAAAGGGACAACAAAUACAAGAUACCUAUCUACAGCCAACAUAUGAAAGACAAGAGUUCAUGAAUGUUAUACUGGACCAUUUGAAUAAAAGUUUUGGACAUUUGAUGUUACUUACAUAUAUUCCAUUACAGAUUGGCACAUCAGAAAUAUCAUUUUUAAUUCUUCAAAUUCCAGACAUGACAGCAUAUAUUGGUCUACUGUGUCUUCUACAUUUACUGAUCACCCUUGUACUGUCCAUAGAUAUUACAUACCAUGUCAAGGAAGAAGACAGGCCUCACACCUAUAUAGGAGACAUUGCUGUUGACUCCAACUUAUCACACCCUCUCACACAUCAACAACACACUCUCAUUACAUUUACACAACUACAAAGGACAGUCGAGAGUGGUUCUCACUUAUUUAAUGUCACCAACUCAGGAAAACUAUACACUACUCAAACACUGGAUGCUGAGUCUCUGUGUACAUACAACAGGGAAUGUUCCAGAAUAGUUAAAGUAGCAGUGAGGAAAGGAAAAACAUUUUUGAAAAUUCUGAAGAUAAAAAUAUUGAUAGAAGACAUUAAUGACCAUUCACCAGAGUUUCCUUAUCAGAAAGUUGACAUAGAAUUUAGUGAAACUGAAUCAAAAGGUCUAACAAAAACAAUUCCAAAUGCUAUUGAUGAAGAUAUUUCAAUACAAAAUUCUCAGAUUACAUACUUGAUUAAGAAAACUAAAAGAGAACCAUUUUCUCUCUCUGUCACAAAGCGACAUGAUGGUGUCUAUAUUCCAGGACUGGUUCUAGAGGACAAAUUAGACAGAGAACUCAAAGACUCAUAUAUGUUGACUUUAGUAGCUAAAGAUGGAGGGUACCCUCCCAAAACAGCUACACUCAAGGUACACAUAUCUGUGACAGAUGUCAAUGAUAAUGCACCUGUAUUUUCUCAGAAACUCUACAACAUUUCCAUAAGCGAUUCACAUCAAAGACAUUUACCAAUUCUUACUUUAAAGGCCACAGAUCAAGAUUCUGGAGACAAUGGAAAGAUUUCUUAUCAUUUCAACCAUAAAACAUCUCGAAAUAUCCAGAAAUAUUUUGUAUUAGAUAAGAAAACAGGUGAUUUAUUUUUACAUGAUAAUUUUCAUUUCAGUAAAAAGCAAUCAUAUAAGUUAUUUAUAGAAGCAAGAGAUGGAGGAAAACCUCCCCUUAGUUCUGUAACCAAAGUCCAGAUUCACAUUAUUAAUAACCAAAAUACUGCUCCAUUGAUAAACAUAGAUUUUGUAUCUCCUUUGUCAGAGAGCUCAGCAGCAGUUUCAGAAGACAGUGAAGUAGAUAGUUUUAUAGCUUAUGUUAUGGUCACUGACACUGAUAGUGGACCUAAUGGUGAGGUUAUCUGUGAUUUAAAACAUGAUAAAUUUAAACUUGCCAAAAUAGAUUCUAAAGAAUAUAAAAUGAUUGUUAAGGGUCAUCUUGACAGAGAAAUAAGGGACCACUAUAAAGUAUCUAUUAUGUGUCAUGACAUGGGGUCACCUCAACUAGAAAGUAAAAAAUAUUUCUCUGUCAAAGUAACUGAUGUCAAUGAUGUAGAACCACAUUUCACCAAAGAGACAUUCCAAUUCCUCACCUAUGAAAACCAGAAAGUUGACUUCCCUAUUGGCUUCAUCAAUGCUACAGACCCUGAUCUUGGAGAUGGAGGCCAACUUACAUAUUCUAUCAUCAAUGAUAACAACAAUGAUAACAUUCCUUUCCAACUGACAAAAUAUGGAUUUAUUUCUACAUCACAAUCAAUAGAUCGAGAAAUGAAAGACAUCUAUAAGUUCCAGGUUUUAGUGAAAGAUAAGGGAACACCUUCUCUCAAUGACACUGCCAAUAUUGUUAUUGAGAUUCUAGAUAAAAAUGAUAAUGCUCCGUAUUUUACGUUUCCUAAUAAUGACCCUUACAAUCUAGAUGUCCACUACCAUCCACACAGUAAGAAGGACAUCACAAUUCUGAGAGCAUCUGACAAAGACACUGGAAACAAUGCUUUCCUCACAUAUGGAAUACUGAGAUCCAAUGAUAAAAACCUGUUUACUGUGAACUCACACACUGGUGUGUUAUCUUUCUCUCGCACAGUUUACCAAAAUGAUGCAGGAACAUAUGAGCUGCAGUUUAUAGUGAAAGACGGUGGUACUCCAGUUCAAUCAGCAACAACUGCUAUCAUACUAACACUGUUUGUUAGUAAUGAUACAUCUCCAAUGUUGACUGCUGUGCCAUUCCAGUCUGGUCACGACCUGAAUAUGACUUGGGUAAUUAUCAUUGUAGCAGCAGCUGUAAUACUAUCUGUGGCUAUUGUAGUGUCCAUAACACUGUGUGUUUUCAGAUGUAUUAAUCACACAAAUAACUCACCCACAACAGCAGAGAAUCCCAACUUUCUCUCUCAGACUGAGAUGAGACAAUUACUGUAUCAGACUAACAAUCCUGUUGCAAUAACGAGAAAUGCAGAAGAGAUAUUUAACCGAAAUCUUCAGACAAUAAAAUCUAAAAGUCAGUUUUUUCUGGAGAUGGAACAGACACCAGAGGAGUGGAAAUUCUCAACAACACAAAGGAGACUUCCACCUGUGCCUCAGAGAUGUGAUUCAAUCCAUAGUCAAGAACGUCGCACCAGUUCCAUCAUGUCUUACAACAGUGACACCUUAACAUCCCAAAAGGACAGAGAAGCUAGCAAGAGUAAUGGCAAGACUAAACCAUAUGAUGAGAUACCUGCAGAACCAGAAUAUACCAAUGACAAUCCAGUGGCAGCCACAAUACUAAAGGGACAACAAAUACAAGAUACCUAUCUACAGCCAACAUAGUAGAUGUUCCAUGACUAUUGUUAAAUGAUUCUCUCACACACCAAAUCUUAUACAAUACUAUAUAUACAGAUAAAAAUAUCAACUCUAUGUUUCUUUCACACAUCACACACGUAAGGGGCCUUACAGUUGCAUCACUUAUGACUCCUAAUUUCC
Messenger RNA from Octopus sinensis (East Asian common octopus), 10341 nucleotides. RefSeq lists its product as uncharacterized. The transcript is spliced from 23 exons. Gene Ontology annotation, biological process: homophilic cell-cell adhesion. Lineage: Eukaryota; Metazoa; Mollusca; Cephalopoda; Octopoda; Octopodidae. The record is from RefSeq and is a predicted model, not a curated record. Gene Ontology annotation, molecular function: calcium ion binding. Bases 187 to 10188 code for a protein of 3333 amino acids. Gene Ontology annotation, cellular component: plasma membrane.